AUGUCAGACAGUGAACAAUACAAAAAUUUAUAUUAUGAUUCCUUAAAUACUAUUGAAAGAGAGAAGAUUACAAAUAAAUUAGAAAAAGAGGUGUUGGGAAUUGAUGAAAGAUGGACCUGUUUCUGUAUUCCUAUGUGUUAUUAUAUCUAUGAUGCAAUGUUUAAUGUAUCAUACAUAUCAACACCAACCGUACUAUUAGAUAAUUUAGAAAUGAUCGAAAAUUUCUAUAAGAAUAAGGCUGAUAUAAAAGAGGAUCUAAGGUUUUUCUUUUCAGGUGGUGAUAGUGAGAAGAUUGCAAAAUACAAUAACUUAAUAUUGGAAAAUAAUCAAGUUGAAGAAGAAAGUAUUGAUCAUAGAUCACUGGGUAUAGCUUGUAUCAGAUAUAUAAAAGAUAAUGUUUUAUUUCUUAAAGGAAAAAUAUACAAGGUAUUUGUAGCGGUAUAUGAAGAUGAGAGAGAAGACAAGGAUUUUUAUGUUAAAAGAUUGCCAUUUAUAGUUUAUCAGAGAUCACUCCUUAAAUACUUAUUAAAAUUAUCUAAAUUGAGUAAAAAUGUUGAUCAUAAUAAAUGGGAUGCUGUUAUAUUUGAUAAAGAUUAUUAUGAUAAUACUGAUAAUCAAAUAAAUACAAGAAUUUUUAAAGAUUUAUCAAACACAGAAUACGAUAUAGUUGAUUUGGCAUUUUAUGAAUAA
Messenger RNA from Hepatospora eriocheir, 690 nucleotides. The record is from the annotation of a GenBank genome assembly. Lineage: Eukaryota; Fungi; Microsporidia; Hepatosporidae.